GAAGAAGCCACGUUUUAACUGAUCAUCUCUCUCUCGUGCAUUCUUCAACGACAUUAGCUGUUUCUACACCGAUCACACACCACAGAUCUGAGCUCCGCCACCUAGCGAUAGAAUUCUCCCCAGAUUUUUUUUAUUUCAGGAGUAAUUUCGAUCUAAACUAUGUCUUCCACAUUCAGCGGCGAUGAAACUGCUCCCUUCUUCGGAUUCCUUGGCGCAGCUGCUGCCCUCGUCUUCUCAUGUAUGGGUGCGGCCUAUGGGACAGCUAAAAGUGGUGUAGGUGUGGCAUCAAUGGGAGUUAUGAGGCCGGAGCUGGUAAUGAAAUCGAUUGUGCCGGUGGUCAUGGCUGGUGUUUUGGGUAUAUACGGUUUGAUUAUCGCUGUCAUUAUCAGCACCGGUAUUAACCCUAAAGCCAAGUCCUAUUACCUUUUUGAUGGUUAUGCCCAUCUCUCUUCUGGUCUUGCCUGUGGCCUAGCUGGGCUUGCUGCUGGAAUGGCUAUUGGUAUUGUUGGAGAUGCUGGUGUUAGGGCCAAUGCUCAACAACCAAAGUUAUUUGUGGGAAUGAUCCUUAUUCUCAUUUUUGCUGAAGCUUUGGCACUCUACGGUCUUAUUGUUGGAAUUAUCUUGUCCUCGCGAGCAGGCCAGUCUAGAGCCGACUAGGUAACACGCUAUUAAUUUAAUUGCAUUUGAGAGAGUAUAUAGUACUCCUGGAGUUCAGAGCCUGGAGAGAUUUCAAUUGUGGCAGGUUGAGGGAACCAUGUUGUACUACGACUACUUUUCGCGGUUGAUGAUGCCGGGUUUUUUUUGUUUCUUGGUGCUGUUUGUAUACAAUUAUUCGUUUUCUGCAGAAUAAAAGCUUCUUUGAGAGCUGUUUAUAUCUGAUUAAA
This is a messenger RNA of Salvia splendens (bonfire salvia), 884 nucleotides long. Its product is annotated as V-type proton ATPase 16 kDa proteolipid subunit. Gene Ontology annotation, cellular component: proton-transporting V-type ATPase, V0 domain. The transcript is spliced from 3 exons. Gene Ontology annotation, molecular function: proton-transporting ATPase activity, rotational mechanism. The record is from RefSeq and is a predicted model, not a curated record. Gene Ontology annotation, biological process: proton transmembrane transport. Bases 160 to 657 code for a protein of 165 amino acids. Lineage: Eukaryota; Viridiplantae; Streptophyta; Magnoliopsida; Lamiales; Lamiaceae.